Molecule: messenger RNA, 861 nt
Organism: Exophiala xenobiotica
Lineage: Eukaryota; Fungi; Ascomycota; Eurotiomycetes; Chaetothyriales; Herpotrichiellaceae
Exons: 1
Coding region: 1-861 (286 amino acids)
Biological process (GO): pentose catabolic process
Cellular component (GO): cytosol
Molecular function (GO): aldehyde-lyase activity
Source: RefSeq, a predicted model, not a curated record
AUGCCGACCUCUCAUGACCUUCUCAGACCCGCCCUCCGCGACCUCAUCUACGCCAACCACAUCCUACACCACCACGGCGUAGUCGACGCCUACGGCCACGUCUCGAUCCGCCACCCCACCGAUCCAUCAGUGUACAUCAUGUGCGGCUACAUGGCUCCUGCGAUGGUAUCAUCCCCGGACGACCUGAUCCAUUACCACGUCUCGAGCUCCGACCCGGUCAACCCAAAAGCCAAAAAGGGCUACUCGGAACGCUUCAUCCACGGCGAAAUCUUCAAGCGCUUCCCCAGCGUCCAGUGCGUUGUCCACAGCCACGCCGAAGAGGUCCUGCCCUACGUCGUCAGCACGGGUGUGCCCAUGCGCGCCGUCUACCAUAUGGCCGGGUUCCUCGGGUCCCAGCCAGCCAAGGUCUUCGACAUAGCCCCGCACUAUCGGGAUGGCGAUCAGCAGGACAUGCUGGUGAGGAACGCACGCUUCGGAACGGCAUUGGCUGAAGUGUUCGCCAACAACGACAACAGCAGCAGCCACAGCAGCAGCAGUGCCAAGCCAGAUGAGACGGUCGUGUUGAUGAGGAGGCAUGGGUUUACCGCUGUGGGGGAGAAUCUCGUCACGACGGUCUAUCGGGCCAUCUAUACGCGGAUCAAUGCAGAGUCGCAAACGAAAGCAAUGGCAAUCGCAAGAAAUGUCUACGGGGAGCAGUCCGAAAAAAAGGGAGGCUUUGACGGACUGACCCAACUGCAGGGAGAAGGGUGCUAUGUCAUGUGCGAGCAAUAUCAAGAUAAGCCGUGGAGGCUCUGGGUGAGGGAGGUCGAGAGGAAUCCCUUGUAUGACAACAGCUUGAGUGAGGGUAAUGACUUUGCAUGA